Molecule: messenger RNA, 761 nt
Organism: Octodon degus (degu)
Lineage: Eukaryota; Metazoa; Chordata; Mammalia; Rodentia; Octodontidae
Gene: Tmem95
Product: transmembrane protein 95
Exons: 7
Coding region: 35-586 (183 amino acids)
Biological process (GO): fusion of sperm to egg plasma membrane involved in single fertilization
Cellular component (GO): sperm plasma membrane; acrosomal membrane
Source: RefSeq, a predicted model, not a curated record
GGACCAGCUCCCCUUCUGCCCCUCAGCAGGCUUCAUGUGGAUGCUGACACUAGGUGGGGUUUUCCUGGCAGCCACCCAGGCUUGUAUCUUUUGUCGCCUCCCAGGCCAUGACUUACCAGGCCGUCUGGCUCGGCUCACCAGCCAGAUGGAGGCCGAGUGGAAGGAAUGGGCCUCUCCAGACUUUUCAGCCUUUGCCUUAGAUGAGGUGACAAUGAACAAAGUCACAGAAAAGACUCACAGAGUCCUGAGGGUCAUGGAGAUCAAAGGGUCCAUCUCCUCACUCCCUUCGUAUUGGCAGUGGCUACAAAGGACCAAGAUCCCUCAGUACACCAGGGAAGCUCUCUGUGCUCCUGCCUGCCCGCUGCUUCUGCUAUCUCCUGCAGGGGGCAGCACCAUUCUGUACAACUGCUCUACCUGCGAGGGCACCGAGGCCUCCUGUUGGCCCCGAAAACGCUGCCUGCCAGGAAGUCAUGAUCUAUGGGAAGCCAGGAUUCUGCUCUUAACUGUCUUCGGAGCUGUUCUGCUUCUGGGUGCUCUGAGCCUCCUGGUGGAGAACGGCCAUCUCCAAGCAAAAGGUGACUUGUGAAGAAGCUCUGAGGAGCAGAUAUCUACAGUGUUCACUGGCUGAGAAUCAGCCAUGCCUUAGUCCCAGCCCCAAAGACGCAGUCUUCUAAAGCCUAAAACCUAGAUGUCCCAAGAUCAAUUCUAGCAUCAGAUGCCCUCCAGGGACCCAGAGACCCUUGUCUGGAAAAUUCCUCUCC